AUGACCCUCCCCCGCCAAUUCGCCCAGAUCCCCCGCUUCCGCCUUUUAUACCCCGAUCCGUCCCCAAUCCAACCCCUCCAAGCCCUAACCACCUCACUCACAACGAACAAUCAAACACCCCGAGUCUCAUUAUAUGCAAAAAGAGAAGACCACUCCUCCCCUCUUGCCUGCGCAGGCAACAAAUACCGCAAACUCGAAUACCUCAUCCCCGACAUACUCAACCCAACACCACCAACGCCCAAUUCCGCCAUCAACGGAGGUGCAACUGCACCCGGAAAAGUCACCACACUAGUCACGGAAGGUGCAGUGCAAAGCAAUCAUACGAUACAAGUUGCCUCUAUUGCGCAGAGACUCGGGCUGGACUGCGUUGUUAUCUUGCAUAAAGGGACGGGUGGGGGGUUAGCUGCGGCGGGGGAUAAGGAUGCCUUUCUAAGGGUUGGGAAUGUACAGGUUGCGAAGUUAUUGGGAGCUGAGGUUAGGGUUCUCGAACCAUCUCCCCAGGAAAAGAAUACCGAUCCCGUGAUUGAUAUUCUAGGUGAACUGGGUGCACACGGCAAAGUCCCCUACUGGAUUCCCUCCGGCGCCAGUCUACACCCAUUAGGCGGGUUAGGCUACGCCAGGGCUGCGUUUGAAAUCGCAGCGCAAGAGGAAAGAGCCUCCCGAAACGGUAACCUAGGUGGAUCGGGUCGCUAUGAUUAUAUCUUUGUCGCAUGCGGAAGUGGCAGCACAGUCGGGGGCUUGAUUGCCGGAUUCAAGUUAUUAGAGAAAUCCUCACAAACCCAGGCUCAUCCACCACGUAAAGUGAUCGGCAUCCUCAAUUCCCCCACCAUGCCAUGCUCAUACCACCAAGAACGGGCUCUGCGCUUUGCGCGUAUGGCUGGGGGUCUGAUCGGAUUAGAUCCUGAGAAGGAUAUCACCAUGGACGAUGUGUGCUUGGAUGACCGAUUUACCGGGACUGCAUACGGCGUGUUAGAUCCCGAGUCUAAGCAGUAUCUAAACAUGAUGGCGCAGAAGGAGGGCGUUAUUCUUGAUCCUGUCUAUACGGCGAAGGUCGUUAGGGGGUUAGUUCAUUGGGUACAGCAGGGGGAGUUGGGGAGAGAUUGGGCUCAACGUGCGAUUACUACUCAUUCGGGGCAGGUUAAUGCCUUGUUCAUACAUACGGGUGGACAGUCCGCGUUACCAGCGUACGCAGACAUUGUCUAG
This is a messenger RNA of Aspergillus chevalieri, 1203 nucleotides long. Its product is annotated as 1-aminocyclopropane-1-carboxylate deaminase/D-cysteine desulfhydrase. The transcript has a single exon. The record is from RefSeq and is a predicted model, not a curated record. Bases 1 to 1203 code for a protein of 400 amino acids. Gene Ontology annotation, molecular function: D-cysteine desulfhydrase activity. NCBI's taxonomy places the organism in Eukaryota, Fungi, Ascomycota, Eurotiomycetes, Eurotiales, Aspergillaceae.